GGGCGAACUCUGAGCCAUUUUGGGGACGGUGUCAGUUUCCACUGUGUGCCUUCAGCGUUGCAUUUUUUCCCUCCUCCGCCCUCCCGUCCCUGUUUCCCCACCAACAACUAUGAAAUAAUAAUAAUAAAAAGGAGACCAAGAGGCAGAGCAGGGGGCCGAGGGGGAGACAAUGGGCUGGUGGAGACAGAACCCAUCCGGAUUAGAAAGAUUUUAAACUCCCAGCUCCUCAGCCACCCAAAAACCAGACUCAGAGAGAGAGCGAGAGACAGAGGGAGUGAGAAGGGUCGGUGGAGGAGAGGAGAAAACCCGGUUGUUUUGUAACUAACAUGAGCUGAGAGCAGCAGCAGCAGCAGCAGCAAUAAGCUUAUUGCAAUUGACAGCGUCUGCAGUUCAUUUCAAGAUGGCCGCUUGGCUCACAUUCAUUUUCUGCUGAACGACUUUUAACUUUCAUUGUCUUUUUUGGCCGCUCCGAUCGUCACCCACCGGCUCCUUUUUCCGGAGCCGCCUUUUCUUAAGCAAAAAUGCACCGAACAACCAGAAUCAAAAUAACCGAGCUAAACCCCCAUCUCAUGUGUGUGCUCUGUGGCGGGUACUUCAUUGAUGCAACAACCAUCAUCGAGUGUCUACACUCCUUCUGUAAGACGUGUAUCGUACGUUACUUGGAGACAAGCAAAUAUUGUCCUAUAUGUGAUGUCCAAGUUCACAAAACCAGACCGCUUUUGAAUAUAAGGUCAGAUAAAACUCUCCAAGAUAUUGUGUACAAACUAGUACCAGGCCUUUUCAAAAAUGAAAUGAAAAGAAGAAGAGAUUUUUAUGCAGCUCAUCCAUCAGCUGAUGCUGCCAAUGGCUCUAAUGAAGACAGGGGAGAAGUUGCAGACGAAGACAAAAGAAUUAUAACAGAUGACGAGAUAAUAAGCUUAUCCAUUGAAUUCUUUGACCAGAAUAGAUUGGAACGGAAAGGAAAUAAAGAGAGAGAGAAAUCAAAGGAUGAGGUGAAUGACAAAAGAUAUUUACGAUGCCCAGCAGCAAUGACAGUGAUGCAUCUAAGGAAGUUUCUCCGAAGUAAAAUGGACAUACCUAAUACUUUUCAGAUCGAUGUGAUGUAUGAAGAGGAACCUUUGAAGGACUACUAUACACUAAUGGAUAUUGCCUAUAUUUACACUUGGAGAAGGAAUGGACCUCUUCCUCUGAAGUAUCGAGUUCGACCGACUUGCAAAAGAAUGAAGAUCAGCCAGCAGAGAGAAGGCUUAAAUAAUAGCGGAGAAUUAGAGAGUGACUCUGGGAGUGACAAGGCAAGCAGCCCAGCAGGAGGCAUCCCCUCUACCUCUUCUUGUUUGCCCAGCCCCAGCACGCCAGUGCAGUCUCCCCAUCCUCAGUUUCCUCAUAUCUCUAGUACUAUGAAUGGAACCAGCAGCAGCCCCACCAGUAACCACCAACCCUCCUUUACCAACAGAGCGCGGAAAACAUCAAUAAAUGGCUCUUCAGCAACUUCAUCGGGCUGACACCUCAAUGAGACUGCCGAAAGCCCUGAUUUAUAUAGAUCUCUUCAUGCCAUUACAGCUUUAUAGAUGCUAAUACGUGUGACUAUCGUCCAAAUCGCUUUCUUUUGUAGUGACACCGAACUUGGCUAUGAAAGAUGGACUAGGUGACUGUUUAUAUGGACGUUCAUCACAACGAAAGAUUGUUCUGUAAAGAAUUAUUUUCAAGGGACUGGGAAGCAAACAGACGUGUACCAUGAUGUGUUAGGAAAGAGUUGGAGUGAUUGCUGUCCCCAUCAUUUAGAGGUGGGAACCUCCGGAAGUGGAUCUAAACCUUGGGAUGUAGUUUGUUAAUCCAGACUAACUCCUACAUUACAUUCUCUUCAAUUGUUAUUGUUAUUAUGCUGUUUUGUGAACCUGUAGAAAGCAACUGCUUUUUCAUCUUGAAAUUCAACAAAACGGAAAGAAUAUGCAUAGAAUAAUGCAUAUAUGUAGCCAUGUCACUGUGAAUAACUAUUUCUUGCGUAUUAGCCAUUUUGAUUCUUAUGUUGCAUCCUUACUUUUCUGUUGCUGCGCAGAACCGAUCAAAAUGAAAGUAAACUUCAGUUUUACAGUUUGUAUGCCUAAAAGCGGGUAUUACCGUUUUAUUUACUGACUUUGUUUAAAUGAUUCGCUUUUAUAAGAAUCAGAUGGCAUUAUGCUUGUUGUACAAUGCCAUAUUGGUAUAUGACAUAACAGGAAACAGUAUUGUAUGAUAUAUUUAUAAAUACUAUAAAGAAAAUAUUGUGUUUCAUGCACUCAUGAUAUGGUUGUUAAAUUUCCAAACUGGUUCGACCCUUGCAGAUGCCACCUGUUUGAAUUUUGCUGAUAUUGCAGAGAACACUUAGUGUGUGUGUGAAAGCUUCAUUUGAGAGCUACCACAAAUCUCUGUUAACCUGAAAGCAAUUGGCAAUCUUAAUAGGAUUUUAUGGGCUUUAUCUUGUUUCAAGUGAUAUAUUUUUACUUUUACCCAAGGAUACUAAUAGUUUAAAUGGUGCAGUGAAGAAAAAUUAAGGAACAUGGAAGUGGUUUACCUGUUUGGUUAGUUUUAUUAUUUGGUGUGAUGGGAUUGUGUUUUUUAAAAGCACAUGAAAUCAUUAUAGAAGCCAUAAAAUAUGUGGUAUAAAUUUUAAGGAACCAGCAAGUUGCUGGAUGAAGGCAUUUUAUCUAAAUUUGUUUUAAUAUAUAUAUGUAUAUGGUACAGUACUAACUUCAUUAACAUUUAACAGGUACUUUAAUAUUUCCAAUAAACUGUGGAGAACGCCUCCUCUUUAAUGUUCUGCCAAUAGGAGCAUUUUAUCAGAGGCUCCCAAAGGUAUUAUUUUUGAACUAGAAGGAACACUUUCAACUUAAAAUAUGAAUAGCCCGGAACACUUUUCAGUUUGUGCUUUGCUUUGGUCGAACUUCGUGUGUGUUCAUCACCCAUCAUUUAUACAUUUGUGAGGGUGUUUAUUCUAUAUGGAUAUUGUUUCAUGUUUGUACGGGAAAAUUGUAGUUAAACAUUUCAUUGUCUCCAGUCUGCAACAGAAGCACAAUUCUAUUGCUUUGUCUUGCUUAUAGUCAUUAAAUCAUUACUUUUGCAUAUAAAUUGCUGUUACUUGUCCUGCUUGUUUUUAUAGAUCAGGUGACUGCAAAUCCUCCCCUGGGAUUAUUGAUGUAUAAUGUCUUGUUAAACGAGAUUUGAUAUUUUUUUCCUGUAGUAAACAUGUACAGUUCCAUUUGAGCA
Molecule: messenger RNA, 3243 nt
Organism: Caretta caretta (loggerhead turtle)
Lineage: Eukaryota; Metazoa; Chordata; Testudines; Cheloniidae
Gene: BMI1
Product: BMI1 proto-oncogene, polycomb ring finger
Biological process (GO): negative regulation of transcription by RNA polymerase II
Cellular component (GO): PRC1 complex
Molecular function (GO): promoter-specific chromatin binding
Source: RefSeq, a predicted model, not a curated record